GCGCAGAGGAAGAGGCACACUAGGUGACUAAGGAAGAAGACGUUGAUUUCUUUUACAUGAGUUGUGUUUGGUGUUAUGAGUAAAUGGUGUUUUUGCUGCUUUACACAAGCCAGCAAUCGUUGCUAAGUAACCGCUAUUCGAGUGAAACAACGUUUUAAUAUCCGUCUGCUCAGCAACGUUAACUUUCCACUAUUAAGGUUAGCUAAGAUGACAUUGGUUCGGUCUCUGUCAUCCCACGUUAGGAUUGCUGUAAAGUAGACAUUAUCAAAGCACUUGCACAGUGUUCGUGAUUAGCUAAACCACAUCUGUUAAUCACACCGUGUCCUAACUUUACCGAUAAAUGUCUUCUUCAGCUCAAGCAGACGGAGAUGAGGUGGAAGAAGAGGUGGAGUUUGUGUCAGAGCAACCUCUCAGACCAGUGCUGGAAUGUAUUGAUCUGUCGAGUGAUAGCGAGGAUGAGGGAUGUUCAUCGGUGGCAGUCACAAUUGAGGAUAAAAUCAGUCGACAUAAAGCGCAUGUUGCCUCCACACUCGACAGGCUGGCUCACAAAGUUGCUCAGGAGAAAAAGCAAAGAGCAGAUAAAUGUCGAGCAUUCAAGGAGAAACAGAUCUUACAGAAAGCUCAUGGACAGCAGGAGUUGGCCUUUAGCUCCACAAACGGAGUUAAUCACGAAGCAAAGCGCUGUGUCGACAUGUGGUUAAAGAUGCCAGGUCUUCAACCCGGACUGAUCAGUGCUGGGUUUGGAAGAAGACGCGAACGUGCUCCUUUCCCCAGAAACACUUCAACUAGACACACUUGUCCUGUUAUCAACUGCGGCCGAGUUUUUGACAACACUUCCCUCCUCGAUGGGCACUUAAAAAGGUUUGAUCACUCCCCCUGUGACCCGACGAUCAACCUUAAAGGAAGUGCGUCUGAGGUGUUUGCGUGCGUUGCCUGCGGUCAGCAUUUUCAGACUAAAGAGUCGUGGAGGAAACAUCUCGAGUUUAAGGUGUCCUCAUCCAGUGCUGAUGGUCACAGCAUCGAUCAGACCUAUCAGCGGAUUGUGUGUUUCGCCUGUCCCGCCUGCUACCUCCUCUUCAACCUCAGAGAUGAGUGUCUUCAGCACAUGUCAGCCAAGAACCACUUCACGGAGUCACUCCCCAUGGACGAAACCAAAGGAAGAGCUAUGCCAGUUCCUGUCCCACAGCUUGUUAAGAAUCGACUCAUCGCUUUGUGCAAAGACUCAACGUUCAACGUCCGAUGCUCUUUAUGUCACAAAGUACUGGUCUCGCAUCAAGCAGCUCAAGCUCACUUUAAUGUUCACUGCAGACAAGGUUGUGCCGUGGCCAAAGCCGACAAGACGAUAGUGCAAGUGAUGAAACAGCUGCAGGUGCGAGGGCAGUGCUCGCUCUGCUGUAAAAUCUUCCUCAGCCGGGGAGAAAUUGAGAGACACAAAGAGUCGCUGCAGCACGACGUGGAGGUCAACAAAACAAUGGGAAGAGCGCUUCUUCAGUACUGCAGGAUCAGUGAAAUCCAACACAGGCAGAAGACCGCGAAGGAGAAAAAACAGUCCGCCGGCCUCGAGGCACCUUUUCAAAAGAGAAACAAGAAGAGCGAUUGCGGAUCUCCAGCUAAGCGACAGAGGCUGAGUAAGAGCAGUAGAAACUCUUCAAAGGCAUGGUUCUGCGAGUGUGGUCUGCGGUUCUCGGAGGAGGUCGCAGCCAGCAAUCACCUCCUGGCUGUGAACCAGGUUUUCCAUCAGUGCGGGGUCUGCGGCAAACACAUGGGAGAGUCUGCGAUCACCCGCCUGCACAUGAGUCGCUUCCACGGGGGAGCGCAUCUCUCCAACUACCUCUUCUACUGCCGCAAGUGCAAAGUGGAAAUGCCUCGGUACGAGGACAUCCUGUCCCACGUGUCGGAAGUUCACAGCGGACACACCUACUUCACCGAGCAGGAAGUGCCCGAAGAGCUGGCUGCGGCCGUCGACACCAAGCCGUCCACCAGCAGCGAAUUCGCCCUGCACGCGUCCUCGGCGUCCGAGCUCCAGCCGACCGCGGUGGACACGCCUUCUCCGAAACAGGAGCGGACUUGGAUGUGCAGGAUGUGCGAGGACGUCUUCGACUCGGAAGCGGCCGUCCACAGCCACUGCGGCGACCUGAGCAGCCACAGCUUCCAGAGAUUCGUGUGCGGACACUGUCCUCAGAAGUUCUUUAAGGAGUCCACGGUACGGAGGCACUGCGUGAACGAGCACGACGGCCAGAUAAAGAGCUCCCACUUCUGCGGCCUCUGCGACAGCAUGCCGUUCGAAUCCGAGGGCGACUUCUUGGCGCACUACGAGAGCCUUCACAGUAAGGACUACUACUGCAUGGAUGACGACGGAGCUGUUCAGCCAACUCUUGCUGCAGCUGCAGCUGCUGAAACGACCGCCCAGCUCACGUGCCCGUGCAUGGGGUCAGAAGAGAGCAAAGAAAUGAAAGCCACUUAUACGCAGUGCAUGAGGAACCUGGCCGCUGAUGGAAAAUGUCAGUACGUGUGCGCUCCCUGUAGCGUGUCCGCGCCUUCCUACGCACAGAUGAAGACUCACGUCCACACGAAACACCCGGCUUUAAACCUGGACAAGACCUUCGACGUAGAGUGCAGAGCUUGCCAGGAGAGUUUUAUGGAUGUCCCGAGUUUCCAUAAACACUAUCACUCCCAACACUGUACGCUGGAACCGUGCGCAAGUUCCAGGACCUGCAGGAAAAAACCCAAAGCAGAAACCACCACUGUAAGAAUACUAGACGCUGUGGAGAUCAAACCGGACAAAAAUGAGAUUGAAGAUGAAACACUGAUGAAGUUGCUGAACGUUGAUCAGACCGACAAGGAGAAUGAAUCGGAUGAUGAAAUGAGCCACGCGCUGACUUUGAGCGCAGAAGAAGCAAGAGAGUCAGCAGAGUUGGAAGAAGUUCUUCAAAGAAGUCUCCUGGAGUUCUAAGGACGUCGUAGUUGUUGGGUUUUUUGUCGCCGUUCAUUCAACAACAUAUUGUUUUGUAAAACCAGAAUGUAUUAAAUAAACGGUAGUUGCUA
Mugil cephalus (flathead mullet) is the source of this 3045-nucleotide messenger RNA. RefSeq names its product zinc finger protein 451 (gene znf451). NCBI's taxonomy places the organism in Eukaryota, Metazoa, Chordata, Actinopteri, Mugiliformes, Mugilidae. Gene Ontology annotation, molecular function: sequence-specific DNA binding; DNA-binding transcription factor activity, RNA polymerase II-specific. Gene Ontology annotation, cellular component: nucleus. Bases 341 to 2953 code for a protein of 870 amino acids. Gene Ontology annotation, biological process: regulation of transcription by RNA polymerase II. The transcript has 13 exons. The record is from RefSeq and is a predicted model, not a curated record.